Molecule: messenger RNA, 2229 nt
Organism: Colletotrichum abscissum
Lineage: Eukaryota; Fungi; Ascomycota; Sordariomycetes; Glomerellales; Glomerellaceae
Product: catalase
Exons: 2
Coding region: 1-2229 (742 amino acids)
Biological process (GO): hydrogen peroxide catabolic process; response to oxidative stress
Cellular component (GO): cytosol
Molecular function (GO): heme binding; catalase activity
Source: RefSeq, a predicted model, not a curated record
AUGUCCAGCAUCGUACCCGAUACCCUCAAGAAAGCUGGCAACGUAAUCAUGGGCCAAGGAAACAAGAAGAACGCUCAGCUCGCUGAGAACAUGGUCGAGGUCAACCCCAAGGCUCCCAUGACCACCGACUUUGGCACAAAGAUUGAGAACACGGAUGACUGGCUGAGGGUCUCCAACAAUGACAAGACCGGACCCAUGCUCUUGGAGGAUGCUAUUGCGAGAGAAAAGAUCCACCGCUUCGACCACGAGAGGAUUCCCGAGCGAGUAGUCCACGCCAGAGGAGCUGGUGCUUUUGGAACCUUUAGACUAUUUGAAAGCGCCGCAGACGUGUCAAAUGCCGGCGUCUUGACCGAUACAUCCCGCGAGACCCCCGUCUUCCUCCGCUUCUCCACUGUCCUCGGUAGCAGAGGCAGUGCCGACACUGUCCGCGAUGUCCGCGGCUUUGCUGUGAAGUUCUACACCGAGGAGGGUAACUGGGACAUGGUUGGAAACAACAUUCCCGUCUUCUUCAUCCAGGACGCUAUGAAGUUCCCCGACGUCAUCCACGCUGGCAAGCCUGAGCCUCAACUCGAGUUCCCCCAGGCUCAGUCUGCCCACGACAACUUCUGGGAUUUCCAGUACCUUCACACCGAGGCCACACACAUGUUUUGCUGGGCCAUGUCUGACCGCACCAUUCCUCGCUCAUAUAGAAUGAUGCAAGGCUUUGGUGUCAACACCUACACGCUCACCAACGACAAUGGCGAACGGCACUUUGUCAAGUUCCACUUCACCCCCGAGCUUGGCGUCCACUCACUCGUAUGGGAUGAGGCACUAAAGCUGGCCGGUCAAGAUCCCGAUUUCCACCGCAAGGAUCUCGCCGAGGCCAUCGAGAAUGGCGCUUUCCCUAAGUGGAAGUUCGGUAUCCAGGUUCUACCCGAGUCCAAAGAGCACGACUUUGACUUUGACAUUCUCGACGCCACAAAGGUCUGGCCUGAGGAGCAGAUCCCCAUUCGCUACAUCGGCGAGCUGGAACUGAACAGGAAUCCCGACGAGUACUUUACCCAGACCGAGCAGGUCGCGUUCUGCACCAGCCAUGUCGUCCCCGGCAUCGGAUUCUCAGACGACCCUCUCCUCCAGGGCCGCAACUUUUCUUACUUUGAUACCCAAAUCACCCGCCUCGGCAUCAACUGGCAGGAACUGCCCAUCAAUAAGCCGGUAUGUCCAGUCAUGAACUUCAACCGUGACGGCGCACACCGUCAAACCAUUACAAAGGGCAACGUCAACUAUUGGCCCAACCGUCAUGAGGCCGUUCCUCCGGCAAACCACUCCAAGGUUUCCGGCGCCUACGUUGACUUUGCCCAAAAGGUGGAGGGCAUGAAGCAGCGCAGCAAGAGCGCCAAGUUCAAGGACCACUUUAGCCAAGCCCAGCUCUUCUUCAACAGUCUGUCGCCAAUCGAAAAGACGCACGCCGUCAACGCAUUCGCGUUUGAGCUAGACCACUGCGAGGACCCCAUUGUGUACGAACGCAUGGCCCAGCGUCUUGCCGACAUCGACCUGGGCUUGGCUCAGGCUGUUGCCGAGAUGGUCGGCGCGACAUCGCCCGAGAAGGCGAGCACACCCAACCACGGCAAGAAGGCCAAGGGUCUCAGCCAGCUGGAAUUUGAGCCCGAGACACCCACCAUCAAGUCGCGCCGCAUCGCAAUAAUCAUCGCCGACGGCUUCGAUCCUGUCGCGUUUGGUGCCAUCAAGGGUGCUGCCGCGGCAGCUCAGGCUACGCCGAUGAUCAUUGGCACCCGUCGCUCCGAGAUCUUCCCUGCCGGCACAUCCAAGACGGCUGGAAACGGUGUCGUUCCUCAUCACCACCUUGAAGGCUUCCGAUCGACCAUGGUCGAUGCCAUCUUCGUGCCCGGUGGUGCAGAUUCCAUCAAGACUCUUUCCAAGAACGGCAGGGCUGUCCACUGGGUUCGCGAGGCCUUUGGUCACUUAAAGGCCAUCGCUGCCACUGGCGAGGCCGUUGACUUCAUCCAGACUGCCAUCUCGCUUCCCGAGGUUUCCUUGUCUAGUGACAGUAAUGUUGCAGAAAGCUACGGCGUUGUCACGAUGAAGUCGGUCCAACCUGAGAGCCUGAGGGAGACUGUCGAAAUCGUCAAGAAUAGCAAGGGGUUCUUGGAGCAAUUCUUUUACACCAUUGCUCAACACCGCGUGUGGGCGCGUGAGCUCGAUGGGCUCAGCACUCAGCUGGCGUACUGA